Messenger RNA from Lottia gigantea (owl limpet), 321 nucleotides. RefSeq lists its product as hypothetical. The record is from RefSeq and is a predicted model, not a curated record. The transcript is spliced from 2 exons. The annotation marks the transcript as partial. NCBI's taxonomy places the organism in Eukaryota, Metazoa, Mollusca, Gastropoda, Lottiidae.
CUUUCGUUGUCUCUAUUGAUAGUACAUGUUAACUGUUAUGGAGAAUUUAAAGACACUAUUCCAAAUGGUCACUCUGUUGUUAACCCUUGCAGUGCAUUUGGAUUGUCGUGGUCUGGAGUGGGUCACAGGAGUGCCAGUGGUGGAGGUGAUUUAAAUGAGUUCGGAACGGAUUACGACAAGGCUGGUAGAACUUGGACCCAGUCAUUGUGUAUGAAAGAUUCAGACGGAGAUGGUUAUACCAAUGGUCAAGAACUAGGUGAUCCCAAUUGCGUGUGGACAGUUGGACAACAAAUACAAGCAGAACCAAUGGGACAUCCAGGU